Molecule: messenger RNA, 476 nt
Organism: Bursaphelenchus okinawaensis
Lineage: Eukaryota; Metazoa; Nematoda; Chromadorea; Rhabditida; Aphelenchoididae
Source: the annotation of a GenBank genome assembly
AUGGAGAGCACUGGUACUAAAAUCUAUUCACCUGUGUAAGUUUUACGUUUUUAGCAAUAACUUUCUUUACAAACCAUAAAAUAGUAAGAACUUUCUUUCCGAACCAUGGAAUCGCAAGAACUUUCAUUAAAAAACAUAAAAUGGCAAGAACUUUCUUUACAAAACACAAAACUACAAGAUCUUUCAUUAUAAAGCAUAAUAUGGCAAUAAUAUCCUUUACAAAACAUAAAAUGGCAAUAACUGUGUUUACAAACUAAAAAAAUCAUUUUAGCCAAUCAGCCGAGCUUCCCCUCCGGCCACAAUUUGAAAUGUUACAAAUGGAAACAGACGAUCCAUAUGAUCCAUCAGCUACUCUAACUAUACCAAACAGAACUCAUAUCACAAAACAACAACCAACUUUAGCAACUAAAAUUGCAGUCUGUGUUGUGGCAGCAAUGAUGUCAGCUUUGUGCAUAUUCAUGUUAUUCUCUGAAUAA